Lodderomyces beijingensis is the source of this 840-nucleotide messenger RNA. The record is from the annotation of a GenBank genome assembly. Lineage: Eukaryota; Fungi; Ascomycota; Pichiomycetes; Serinales; Debaryomycetaceae.
AUGCCAUUCUCGCAUCAACUCGAUGGCGUAGCCAGUGCUGGCAAAUUUCAAUACGUGGCGAUGAUCGACAGAAUCAACCAUUUGAAGAUGGCAAAUGCCAACUUGGCCGAAAAAGUGAAAAGGCAAAAGGAGUUUCUUUACGCUGCAAAGGAAGAAAUCACCCACUUGAGCAAGUACAAGGCACAAGUGGAGCAUUUCAAGCUGGAAGUUGCAGACUUGAAGCAGCAGUUGCAAGAACGCGAGAGGUCACCGACAUUCGACCUCUCCCAUGCUCAAGCUCAGCUACAAAUAAUCAACGGUAGUACCAAGCAAGAUCAGCAAUUUUUGCAGCCAAAGAAGAUGCAGACGCCGACGCAUCAGCAUAACUUCGCGCUGAGUACCUUUAUAACCAACGUUCAACAGCAAUCUCUUGGUAAAAGUUUGCCCAGAGUAGCGUCAGCAAUCUGUUCGAAGAACCGAGACGCGGAGCCGAAGAGGUUUUCCUUUUUUGCAGAGUCGUCGACCAAAAUUGGUGAGCUUAAUGACAACCGGUCGGCGGUAUUAUCGAGAGGGCCAACAUCAACAAUAGCUAGCUCGAGAUCGAAUUUCCAGAAAGUCAACUUCAACAGGCUCGGAAAGACAGCCACCACUACCGCCACCAGCACCAGAUCCGGUACAAGUCAGUUGGCUUCGAGACUAACUGCUAAUACGAAAGUUGGCAUGGCUCUGAAUCAUAAAAAACUCAAAACGUUUGCUAAAUCGACAAACUCCAAGUCAAACAUGAUUGACAAGGGUCCAGUGCUGAACAAGAUUUUGCCGCAAAAAUACUCCGAUACAUCAUCCAACUAUUUUCAUCGCUGA